This is a messenger RNA of Juglans microcarpa x Juglans regia, 2075 nucleotides long. RefSeq names its product homeobox-leucine zipper protein ATHB-6-like. Lineage: Eukaryota; Viridiplantae; Streptophyta; Magnoliopsida; Fagales; Juglandaceae. The record is from RefSeq and is a predicted model, not a curated record. Gene Ontology annotation, cellular component: nucleus. Bases 547 to 1512 code for a protein of 321 amino acids. Gene Ontology annotation, molecular function: DNA-binding transcription factor activity, RNA polymerase II-specific; sequence-specific DNA binding. Gene Ontology annotation, biological process: positive regulation of DNA-templated transcription. The transcript is spliced from 3 exons.
GUGAACUGGUUCACUGACCUUUGCUAAUCUCCCUCCCCUCUCCCUCUCUCUCUUACUUCGGUUUUCCAUUGUCCAAUGACUACAAACCAUAGUCUGCAAAUUUAGCUUCUUUAAAUCGAUUGAGUGAUGUUGUAGAGAGAGAAGUUGUGGAGUGAGGGAGUUUGUUCUUUUACUUAUACUUGUGGGUUUCGUUGUGUUCGCUGUGAUCGAAAGUUUUAAUUGUGUUGUUGGUGUUUUUUUGGGUUUGGAUUGGCUUUCUUUUCUUGAUGAUGGGUUCAGAGGGGAAAGAAUUGAAAUUAGAGAAAGACAGGGGAACCGAGCGAGAGAAGUGGCUGUACAGUUGUAUACAGCUUUGUACAUUUUGGUUUGGUCCUAAACACGGGGAUUCUUAUUCAUUGGCCUUCUCUUAACUGAACUAUUACACAAGCUAUAAGCACUCCACCUUGAGCUUUAAAAAUAUCCAACCCAAAACGUAAAACAAACUACUAAAGAAGAAGAACAAGGACCCUGAUCUGUUAAGAGAGUUCCUUUUUCUUUUCAGUAGUCAUGAAGAGACUUGGCAGCUCAGACUCCUUGGGUGCUUUGAUAUCCAUCUGCCCAACUACAGAUGAACACAGUCCAAGAAACAACCAUGUCUACAGCAGGGAAUUCCAAUCAAUGUUGGACGGCUUAGACGAAGAAGGUUGUAUCGAAGAAUCCGGCCACAUAGCCGAGAAGAAGCGCCGAUUAAGCGUCGACCAAGUCAAGGCCUUGGAGAAGAAUUUUGAGGUAGAAAACAAGCUCGAACCGGAGAGAAAAGUGAAGCUGGCCCAAGAACUUGGUCUGCAACCUCGACAAGUAGCUGUUUGGUUCCAAAACCGACGAGCCCGUUGGAAAACUAAGCAAUUGGAGAGAGAUUAUGGCGUUCUCAAAGCCAAUUACGAAACUCUCAAGCUCAACUACGAUUCCCUCCAACAUGACAAUGAAGUCCUACUCAAAGAGAUCAGGGAACUGAAAACAAAGCUCCAUGACGAGAGUGCAGUGAGCACUCUUUCAGUGAAGGAAGAGAUAGUCGUGGCCGAAUCCGAUAUCAAACCGAUCGAACAGAGCAAAGCAGCUCCGGACACUCCUCCUCUGCCCACAUCUGACUCAAAAGACUUGCACUUCGAAUGCUUCAACCAUACUAAUGGACUCGGGGCCUCGCUCUUCCCGGUGGACUUCAAAGACGGCUCGUCGGACAGUGACUCGAGCGCCAUCUUAAACGAGGAUAACAGCCCGAACGCUGCGACUUCUUCUUCUGGGAUCCUUCAGAACCAGCAGCUCUUGAUGUCUCCGGCGUCGUCUUCCCUCAAAUUCAGUUGCUCCAAUUCACCGCCGCCGUCGCUUACAUGCUUCCAGUUCCAGAAACAGUUCCAGCCACAGUUUGUGAAAAUGGAGGAGCACAAUUUCUUUAGCGGAGAGGAGGCCUGCAAUAUCUUCUCGGACGAACAAGCUCCGACCCUUCAAUGGUACUGUACUGAGCAGUGGAACUAAAGAAAGCAAACCCUUGUUUCAGAUUAUUAUUGUGAUAAAUAAAGCCAAAAAGCGGUACCUAAGUGAGGUCCAGAGUUGUGUAAACACUGUAAAGUGGAAGUGGUGGUGGAACAAGGGUCGUUACAUAAUUUUUAUAGCUUUGGUUUCGUUCUCCACUGUGCAAAGUAAAAGUUGGAGAGGAGAUCGAGCAGGGUUUGGUUGAAGCAGACGUGAGAUCAAAGCGGUGGAUGCAGCAAGAAAAUGGUACAGAAAUUGGAGCAGUAGAAUCGGAGAGAGAGAAACAGAGAGAGAGGAGCCAGAGGGUUGGUUUCACGUGGGGUUUGGUUGGUGAAAGUUGACGCCAAGGGAUUUUCUCUAAAAGCGGUGCGGGAAGGGAAUAUGAUUAGGUCGUAAUUGAACUCCGUGCUCCUACGAGCAGAAAGUGAAAGAAAGGCAUUGGUUAGAGAGAAAGAGAAAAGGUCUCCUCCCUGGCCUGUAAAAAAAUUUUAAAGAACAAAUGGUUCUUGAAUUAAUCCUUGUAAUGCAGAAAUAUUAAUUAUUAUCUCGCUUUUCUUUCUUUUCUU